Messenger RNA from Heteronotia binoei (common prickly gecko), 1568 nucleotides. Its product is annotated as sulfotransferase 1C2-like. Gene Ontology annotation, biological process: sulfation. Gene Ontology annotation, cellular component: cytoplasm. The record is from RefSeq and is a predicted model, not a curated record. NCBI's taxonomy places the organism in Eukaryota, Metazoa, Chordata, Lepidosauria, Squamata, Gekkonidae. Gene Ontology annotation, molecular function: sulfotransferase activity. Bases 475 to 1377 code for a protein of 300 amino acids. The transcript has 8 exons.
CGAGGCUUUACUCAAGCACUUUGUGUUUUGAAACCUUUGAUCCUGCCUUCUGGGAGGGACUUGCCAGAUUUUUUUUUUACAAUGAAUACCAAUUGCCCUUUCCUUCCGAGGAGCGGCUGUCGCUGGGAAGGAGCGAUCGGGAAAGUCAAAGGGAGGAAAGGUAAAACAGAAAAACAACAGCCCCAUGCAAGGCCCUCGGUCUGAGGCUGCAAGUUUCAGGCUGUUUUCCAAAUCGACGCCCCCGGGCUGAGAGGGAGCCUAGGAUCUUUUCUCCCUCGACCCCGAAGAGAAGCUAAAACCGGCAUGCGGAAGCCCGCGCCUGCCUGCACUCUUGAGUGAGAAGGAACCCGUCCACUUUCUUAACACUUGCAAGGUCCGGGUAAAGUUAGAGAGUCCAGUGGCUCCUUUAAGACCAACAAAGUGUUAUUCAAGCUGUUUUGUUCUCCUUACUUCUCCAUUCUCCUGCUGUAAGCAAUGCCCAGAGAACAAGGGAAAGAUCUCAAGCCAGAAGGACGCCCAGAGCUGGGUGAAGUGGACGGGAUUCUCCUGCCAAAGACUACCUGCGAUGAAUGGAUCCGGAUCCAGAGCUUCCAAGCAAAACCAGAUGAUUUGCUCAUUUGCACCUACCCUAAAGCAGGUACUACAUGGAUACAAGAGAUAGUGGACAUGAUCCAACAGGAGGGUGACCUGGAGAAAUGUCAGCGGGCCCCCUUGCAUCACCGACACCCAUUCAUCGAGUGGGCACGGCCACCACAACCCUCAGGCGUGGAGCAGGCAAACGUGAUGCCCUCUCCAAGGAUUCUGAAGACCCAUCUUCCCGUGCAGCUCCUCCCACGAUCCUUUUGGGAGCAAAAGUGCAAGUUCCUGUAUGUGGCAAGGAAUGCCAAGGACUGCAUGGUGUCCUAUUUCCACUUCCAAAGGAUGAGCAAGGUGAUCCCUGAUCCUGGAACCUGGCCGGAAUAUUUUGAGACUUUCAUGGCAGGCAAAGUGGGCUGGGGGCCAUGGUAUGAUCAUGUGAAAGGCUGGUGGAAGGCAAAGGAGAGUCACCGUAUGCUUUUCCUCUUCUAUGAAGACAUCAAGAAGAACCCAAAGCGUGAAAUCCAGAGAGUGAUGCAAUUUAUAGGGAAGCAGCUAGAUGAGGCAACCGUAGACAAGAUUGUCCACCACACUUCAUUUGAUGUCAUGAAAGACAACCCAAUGAUUAACCGGGCCGGCGUACCCCUCUCGGUCAUGGACCAGUCUAUUUCUCGCUUCAUGCGGAAAGGAACCGUUGGUGACUGGAAGAACCACUUCACCGUGGCUCAGAAUGAGCGAUUUGAUGAAGACUACCGGAAGAAGAUGGCUGACACCACUCUGACUUUUGCAAUGGAGUUCUGAGGGUCCAAAAUACCACUGCUGGAAGCCCUUUAAGGGGAUCUCCUUUGUGGGCAGGGAUUCUUCUCAUCCAGCAGCCUCAGUUGCUUCGCUCAUUCCAGCUGUUGACAUGAAUCCAGGCAUAUCUAUCAUGACCAAUCAGAAGUCUUUAUCAUGUCAAAUAAUAAUGAAACAAAUUGAUCAUUUUGGAAGUC